Molecule: messenger RNA, 2410 nt
Organism: Corythoichthys intestinalis (scribbled pipefish)
Lineage: Eukaryota; Metazoa; Chordata; Actinopteri; Syngnathiformes; Syngnathidae
Gene: gpn1
Product: GPN-loop GTPase 1
Exons: 13
Coding region: 106-1260 (384 amino acids)
Molecular function (GO): GTPase activity
Source: RefSeq, a predicted model, not a curated record
AGACGCCCGGCCGUUGCGCAUGCGCACAGCGGAAUAUCCAUGCGGGCAAGAGCAGCAGGCAGUUUUCGACACUGGGCCGCCUUUUAACUUGGCACACGCCGAGGGAUGGCGGACACUAGGGAACGCAUCGCCGACGUAAUGGAGGCGAAAAGCAAGGAGGAGGUGAAAUGUGACGACCAGAAAGCUGUGUGUCUACUCGUGCUCGGCAUGGCCGGAUCCGGAAAGACCACCUUCGUUCAGAGAUUGACGGCUCACCUUCACGCUCUCGGACAGCCCCCGUACCUCAUCAACCUGGACCCCGCCGUACACGACAUCCCCUUCCCCGCAAACAUUGAUGUCCGGGACACUGUCAACUACAAAGAAGUGAUGAAGCAGUACGGCCUGGGACCCAAUGGCGCCAUCGUCACUUCGCUCAACCUCUUCGCCACUCGCUUUGAUCAGGUGAUGCACUUCUUGGAGAAGAAACAGCACAAUCACAGGUACGUCCUCAUCGACACGCCAGGUCAGAUCGAAGUGUUCACGUGGUCGGCGUCUGGCGGCAUCAUCACAGAAGCCCUGGCGUCAUCCUUCCCCUGCGUGGCGGUCUACGUGGUGGACACGUCUCGCAGCGUCAAUCCUGUUACCUUCAUGUCCAACAUGCUGUACGCCUGCAGUAUCCUCUACAAGACCAAACUGCCCUUCGUCGUGGUGAUGAAUAAAACGGACAUCAUCGAGGAAAGCUUCGCGGUGGAGUGGAUGAACGACUUUGAAGCUUUCCAGGAUGCCCUGAACCAUGAGCGCUCUUACGUCAGCAACCUGACCCGAUCCAUGAGUCUGGUGCUGGAUGAGUUUUACUCCGACCUGAGGGUGGUGGGUGUGUCCUCAGUGACAGGCCGCGGAUUGGACGAGCUGCUGGUCAAGUUGCAGGAUGCUGCAGAUGAGUACCAUAGGGAUUAUCAACCAGAAUACCAACGACUACGCCGGCAACUGGCGGAGGCUGAAAGUAGAAAGCAGAAAGAGCAGUUGGAGCGACUGGGCGAGGAUCUCGGUGCCGUCCGCGUGACACCACCUUCCGUCGCAGAAAGAGUUGAGGAGGGCGGGCCCAGCGACCUGAUCAUGACCCGUGGCACCCCGGACUCAGACGAGGAGAACGAGGACGACACGGACGACGUAGACCACGAAAAAACUGAGGAGAGCAAAGAAAAGGCCGCCUUUGGAAACUUCCUGCGCGAGCGUCGUCAGGUGGUCCAGGUCCGAAAUCGCAAGUGUGACUUGCCAUAAUUUCCUUCACGUCAACGAGCAACUCCUCCUCCCUCAUCUUUUCCUUGUUUUUGUAACCCCGUUUGGAUAUUAUAUUCUCGUCGGUGGGCGAUGAGCACAUGAGCCUCAGUUGCAGGAAAUGCAAUCUGUUGUCACAUAACGCUCCCUGACACCAGCGAUGUUUCAAGCGACCGAGCGGGGGACUAAGUGCUCGAUCCUCACGGUCUGGCCAAUUAGCAGAGUUUUAUUCCUGAAAGGUGUUCUUCGUUUUUUUUACGUUGCUGAUCCAAACAUACGGUGCUUUGAAUAUGAUGGACAUCGUCAGGGGUGUCCACUGCAACUCACCAAUAGGCAAGUUGCAUUUGCAAAGCAAGGAUAGCCACCUUCUCAGAACAGCAUGUAAAGCCUGCCUUUUUUUUUUUUUUUUUAAAAAAGCUCAGUUAACCUGCCCUCUAGCACCUACAGAGUCCUCCGCGAUCAGGCAAGCACUGUCAUUCUCACCGAUAUCCGGACCGUCAGCCCUCUGGAUUACAACACGGACUCUGCGCGGCACCUUCCGAAAGACCUGUGGAGAGAUCCACCCAUUGUAAUUUUUCCAAAUGGCAAUUCCUUGUUGCGGCUUACUGCACUACAGGUUUUUUUUUUUUUACCCCCUUCCCCCCAAAUUUACUUAGGAGCAUCAUCUCCGUACAAGUAUUUUCUUCUCUGAACUAAAGUCAUAAAAAUUUCUUCCAAAUAUUGUCUUGUACAUAUUUGUCCUGAAGUGUGCAAAGAGAGAUCCCACUUUCUGGUUGAUGACUGCUAUUUUGAUUGGGAAAAUGUAUGCCCUGGGUUCUUCAAUUCAUGCAACAAAUUAAACAAGUCUUUGUAAUGCCUGAACCAGACUGCACAAUUUUUGGGUAGUUCCCAAUGAGCGAUGUGUCACAUUACACGACACUAAUGAUGUCGCAUUUGCCACAUGUGUAUAUAUAUUUUGUCUGGUUCAAAAUUGACCCGUUUUCAAAUGUGGGUGUCCAAAAAUUGGUGGAUUGUUUUAUCAUCUCAAAACUUGAAAAUUGGUCAAUCUUGACUCAAAAACUGCAAUAGUAAUUUCGGGCCGAGUCAGAUCAAAUUUGAUGCGCCAGCAAAAAUUGGGCAAAUUUCUAACACAAUAAAAAUGAUGCGUGUGUGU